AUGGCUCCGAAGGUCGUCUCCGGUAAGGCCGCGAAGAAGGCGUCCAAGGUGAAGGUUGCGAAGGUAGACAAGAAGAAGAGGCGUAGGAGGAAGGAGAGCUACGCCAUUUACAUCUACAAAGUGCUUCGUCAGGUCCACCCCGAUACUGGGAUUUCGUCGAAGGCGAUGUCCAUAAUGAACUCGUUCGUGAACGACAUUUUCGAGCGCAUCGCGGGCGAGUCUAGCCGCUUGGCUCACUACAACAAGCGGACGACGAUCACCAGCAGAGAGGUGCAGACAGCCGUCCGCCUUCUACUUCCGGGCGAGCUGGCCAAGCACGCUGUCUCUGAAGGUACCAAGGCGGUGACGAAGUACACUAGCACCAAGUAG
This is a messenger RNA of Dicrocoelium dendriticum, 369 nucleotides long. The record is from the annotation of a GenBank genome assembly. Lineage: Eukaryota; Metazoa; Platyhelminthes; Trematoda; Plagiorchiida; Dicrocoeliidae.